AUGGCUCUCGAAGCUCCCCUGCGGUCGUCUCUGCAAUUCCCGUUUGGCGGAAACACAGGAAACACAGACAUGUCUACAAGCUCGGAUCUCGACAGUUGGAGGUCGCCCUCGCGGGUCGUCUCCGCAAACCGGUAUCCCUCACACUCCAUGCAUAUCAUGAGCCCGAGCGAUCUUGUCGGCCCAUCUCCAGUGACAUCUAAUGGAACAGAGACGACGGAGAUUGAGGAUGAUGCCACCGACGAAGUGAAAGAGGCGUCGCUUGCCGAUGACGCACACGAAAAGCGCAGGUCCGAUGCGCUGAUGCUCACAACCGAUCUGCCCGAAAAUAAAUCGGGCGCGAACCUACAGCAGCAUGAAUUUGGGCGAGCCUCACCAAAAGCAGACGACAGCAGCCUCAGAGCCGACCAUCUGCCCUACAGACCGGCCAUCUCGACCAAUGUCCAGCCAGUGCGAUAUUCUCUGGACAGCGCCACACCCCGCGCGCAGGACCUUCAGGAUAUGCUCAGUGACAGCAGUCGUCUCCGAUCUUCGAGCACGAGCAGCCUGGAGAAAAUCGAUGAGCAGACGGAGAAUGAGGACAAUGACCUAGACGACGGCUUCGCCUCGCAGCACACCCCGAGCCAUCUGCAAGCGCCAGAAGUGGUGGCCCUCAAGACGGCAUUUGACGAAUGCUGGACUCUAUGCAACACCUUUGGCAACCUGAGUUCCUUCCAUCGCACGCGAGUGUUCUCCAGCUCCGGGACGCCAGACGCCCACGAGAGGGCAUGGAAAACGUGUUGGCAGCUGUGCCAGAAACUGUACGCCAGCUCAACCGAGGACACUAAUUCCUUGAACGCCAGACUCAGCAUUGACAUGUGCCGAGACUUUUGCCAGGCCUUGUUUGACGUGCGGCAUAAGAAAGACGAGGCAGCCGACUCGGUGUUGCGGGUUAGCUUUGAGUUGAACAACCACCUCUACAGCGCGCAAGACAGCCGCAAUCUGCCCGAGGAGUUCAGAGAGAGGACACUCGAUUUCUACAUCACCCUUUGCCACCGGCUCAUGAAGCAACGCAGCGACUUGACGGAAGAGACGGACCAGCUGUUGCGGGCGUGUUGGACCUUGGCGGAGAUGCUCUUCAGCUUACGGGAAAACAAACGUGACAGGCGAUUGCCAGACGAGGAGCUCCUCAGCUCGGCUGUUCAAGCGUGCUGGGACUUGACGGAAAUAUUCCGCCGCGGCUGGACACAAGUUCAACCGGACCGCAGUACCCCUAGGCCAGGUCAUCCCGGCUUCAGCUAUUCACAUCAAUCAGAGCGCGCCGAAAGCCGCACGUCCAAUCGGUCCAACCGGUCCUCGCGUUACUCCAAGCGUGACCGCGAGAGUACCAAGAGCACCAAGAGCAGCCAUCGCGAGGAGCCAUCGAAGCCACCGCCAUUCGUCCCCGAGACGCCAGUGACCGAGUUUGAGCACACGCCCGUGUCACCAGGGAGUCGAUCACCUCAAAUGCCGAAUAUUAUGGUUCUCGGCACCGACAGCAACCGAGGAGGAAGGUGGUCCAGCAAUGCAUCCAACCUGUCCAGCUAUUCUCAGAGCACGCACAGUAGUACGCGGACCUCUAGCACAGCCACGACUACCGCGGCCACUGAGGACCCCAACCUGGGGCGUGCCCGCAUGCUGGUGCUGCGAGCGGCGAUGAACUUGGGAUUCGACCGUGAUACCAUUACAGAUCCUGGCUCCGGCUCUAUCAUCCUCCAGAGGUUCGUGCAAGCUCUGCCAUCGACGGCCUUUGGACCGAGCGCGAGCAAUGCAACAUUGGUGCAACAGUAUAAAAACUCUGUGCUUACCGACGCAAUCAUACCGCGGAAGCAGACGCUUCCGGCAAAUGGCAAGCGCGCUACCGCAUUGGAGAUGGCCAAGAGCAUCAAUGCCGUCAGCAAGCUGUCCACGCGUUAUGCGUACCUGCGGGAUCUUUUCCGGUUUGUCUUCCAGUUCCCGGUGGAGGAGGUCGAGUCACGUCGAAACGUCAGCAUCGUCGUGUGA
Emericellopsis cladophorae is the source of this 2019-nucleotide messenger RNA. RefSeq lists its product as uncharacterized. NCBI's taxonomy places the organism in Eukaryota, Fungi, Ascomycota, Sordariomycetes, Hypocreales, Bionectriaceae. Bases 1 to 2019 code for a protein of 672 amino acids. The transcript is spliced from 5 exons. The record is from RefSeq and is a predicted model, not a curated record.